Messenger RNA from Cutaneotrichosporon cavernicola, 1839 nucleotides. RefSeq lists its product as uncharacterized. Gene Ontology annotation, biological process: mitotic sister chromatid cohesion; replication-born double-strand break repair via sister chromatid exchange. Lineage: Eukaryota; Fungi; Basidiomycota; Tremellomycetes; Trichosporonales; Trichosporonaceae. The coding region runs from base 1 to 1839 and encodes 612 amino acids. The record is from RefSeq and is a predicted model, not a curated record. Gene Ontology annotation, molecular function: chromatin binding; protein binding. Gene Ontology annotation, cellular component: mitotic cohesin complex. The transcript has 2 exons.
AUGCUCCUCUCCGAUUUAGUCAUAUCGAAACGCGGGCCGCUGGCCAAGAUCUGGCUGAGCGCGCAUCACGAGCGCAAGCUCACAAAGCAGCAGACAAUUGGUAUCGACAUUGAGGACAGUUGCGAGGCGAUCCUGGGCACACCGGAUGACUACCCUAUCGCACUCCGGAUCAGUGGGCAGCUCAUGCUCGGCGUCACCCGCAUUUACGGUCGACAGGCCCAGUACCUCCUCGAAGACUGCCGUGACACGCGUGAGAGAAUCACGGCCUUCCUACCUGGUCUUGUCGAUCUGCCAGAGGACCAGAUGCGCGCGCCCAACGCCGCUAUCACCCUUCCCCGAUUGUCGGACGCAACGAUGGCCGCCGGCACUAUGGACCUCUGGGACUGGAGUGGGUUCGUCUACGAGCCCACCGGAAUGUACACUGCGCCGCUCACGAGGACCAACCUCCCCGCAACGCGCGAGUACGGCGCGUUCAACUUCGGUCGACCGCGCACUCUGAGCAUCUACGGCGAGUCAAGGAGUGCGUCGCUUGAGGCAGACGUCACGAGUAAGCUGGAUAGUAACGAAGUGUUCGCUCCGAUGGAACUGGCCAUUGAUACCUUGGACUUUGACGUGAGCAUGGAGGUCGGGCGCGACGGACAAGACCACAGGCGGCGAUCCUCCCCGACCCAUCUCCCAGAGCCAGGCGAGCGCAUGGACGUUGACCUCGACUUUAGCUUGGGUACUAUCGACCUCGAGCUCGAGGAACUCCCGCCGUUAAUAGAGCACCGAUCGUCCUCGCCCGCAUCCUCGGCACUCACAACGCCGCCGCCCGAGUCUCCAACACCCAUUCCCGUAUCCCCCGGCACCGCUAAGCGCCUCGCUGCCAUCGCCAAUAGAGGUAAACGGGUGCGCGUACUGCGGCCAGACCACGAGCUCGAACUCCCCGACCAGGCGUUCUCGGACGAGGCUGCGCAGGGACACCAAGAGGUGCCAUUGUACCUCCCAAACGACGCGACCGCACAUGCGAGAGCGGCCGCGGCCGAUUCAGACAAUUUCAUCCCCAUCUACCGGGAGGAUGGAGAGCGCUUUAUCAUGGCCGGUCCCAGUUAUCUUCCGCCAGCGCUGGAGGGGCUUUUCACGUUCCCCCUGCACCAUCUCCGUCGUAGGAGAGAGGAGGGGCCAGAGGGAGGGAGGGAAGAGUCGCCGAAAUAUCCACGCCUGGAGUCGGAGGAGUUUGACAUUGAGGUCGGACGCAGGCGCAGCCACACACGAACACCGGCUAUGCCGAGCAUGAUCGGGGACAUUGGCCUCGAGCCUCUCGACGUCGACCUGAGUAUACUUGGGGGAGACACCUUCGGUCUGCCCGAGUAUCACCCCGACGUGACGUUUGGAACUCCUCAAAGCCGGAUCUCGCGACGCCCGUCCCUGGCCCCAAGCCGCGCCGAGAGCAUCGCUCGCGCCGUGCAGGAGCACGAGACUGAGGGUCCUCCACUUGCCAUCUUCGAUGGCGGCGAGAGCGCCCAGGGAUCACAGUUUGGCAAGGACACGGGCGGGUUCAGCAAGACGACCGGCAUGGCGAUGGGCGUGCUCCGCCGCGAGAUUGAGGCGAUCGAGUCAACACUGGGCGAAGGAGAGGGCGUGUCAUUCACCAGAGUUGCUAGAGGGGCGACCAAGCGCGGGGCAUCACAGUUCUUCUUCGAGCUCCUUGUGCUAGGGACGCGGGAUGCCGUGGGCUUGAAGCAGGAGAGGCCAUAUGGCGACAUCGAGGUCGUUCCUAGGCCAAAACUGUGGGAGACAGGGGCGAGGGGAACAGUAGUUGCGUCGCCGUCAGUGUCGGAGCCAGUGUCGGAGGUAUAG